GCUUGUUGCAGUGUGUCGUCUGAUUCGAUCGCUGUAGUGUGCUGUCUGCUUUUUUUGGCUGCAGAUUCGGAUUGCACUUGCACGUGUUCUUCUGAAAUGGACGACGAAAACAAAAACGAAAAAGAAGUGCGUAGAAUAAACGCAUUGAUUUGUACUUUGUGUCCUGUCUGCCAGUCACCAUUCAACAACGACUCAGGGAGACCAAAACGUUUGGCUUGUUCGCAUUUUCAUUCUUUGAAAUGCAGUACGAUAAUGUUCAGCCAAAACCAGGAGUGUAUUAAAUGUGGAAUUUGUAGGGGAGUCACCCAGAUUGAAUCGGGACAAACAGUUGAUUUGUCAUUGGAAAGUGACAACAGCUUUCUUGAACUGUCCAUUGGGAAUCAAGAAAUCCAUUCGGACAUGGUUGUCAUGCAAGAGCAACUACGUGUUGUUCGUCAAGAACGGGACGAGUAUUUGCAACAAAGAAACAAUCUCAUUGAUCAGCAAAAUCAAGAUUUCCCCGUCAAAAAACUCCCUCUAUUUGGUCCUCUAACUUCGAUCAUGAAUCGCCCCACUUCUAUAUUCUCUCCUCCGUGGUCGGUUCUAAUUGUUAUGGUUAAUAAAAUAAGGACAGCCAUAGUAACUGACUGCAGUCAAGAACACCUAGAGCGCUGUGCUUGCUCUAUUGUAAUUUUUUGCUUCCAUAUUCAUUACUGCGUGGGAAUGUCCAUCCACCCACCCAAAGAUAAUGAUACCAUAGCUAUGAUUUUGUAUUAUAAGUAAAUACAACAGUUUUGAGUAGUA
Molecule: messenger RNA, 783 nt
Organism: Daphnia magna
Lineage: Eukaryota; Metazoa; Arthropoda; Branchiopoda; Diplostraca; Daphniidae
Exons: 3
Coding region: 97-762 (221 amino acids)
Source: RefSeq, a predicted model, not a curated record